GAUAAUAGAGAGAAAGCUUCUGAAAAGCAGAAUCUGGAGAGAGCAGAAUUUAUCAGUUUGAGGAGACACAGUGGGAUUAAUGUUGCUUGGGAAGACAGUAGUUCCUAGUUGCUUUAACCAGCCACGAGGAAGGAGUAAGCUUAAUCUAUGUUUUUCUUCUCUCCAUUCAGCUUCCAGGAUGAGUUUCCUUCUCUUUGCGGUCACAGCCCUCCACGUUCUUAUCCUCAUCUUACUCUUCGUAGCCACCUUGGACAAGUCAUGGUGGGUUCUGCCUGAUAGAGAAACAGUGAACAUCUGGUAUGAAUGUCUGAUAGAAAACCAGCGCCAGAACUGGACAUGUCACCCAGUGUCUGAUAGUAAAUGGCUUCAUGGAGUCCAGGCAUUCACGGUUUUAAGCCUUCUCUUCUCCACCUUGGCUUUCAUUAUUUUCAUGUGGCAGCUCUACACGAUGAAGCGGGGAAGCCUGUUUUAUGCCACAGGAAUUUUCCAGAUAUUGACUGCUGUCUCGGUGUUCACAGCUGCCUUGAUCUACACUAUCCAUGUGGACACGUUCCAGCGUGGCCGAAUGCCUGGCGGCUCUUACGGUCACUGUUUCGUACUAGCCUGGCUGUCUUUUCCCUUGGCCCUCAUCAGUGGGAUUGUCUACAUCCACCUUCGGAAAAAAGAGUGACUGACAAUAGGGAAACCUCCCCAUUUAUUUUGGAAGGAGACUUGUUCUCCUUUCAAUUUAGCUAUGCAUGCAUUCUUUGCAGUUUUUGAAAGCACUCGUGGCACACAAUUCUAUGCAAUGGGUAACUUGAUCCGUGGGGGUUCUUGCACUGUAAGUGCCUGAUUUUCGUUUGCAUACGGGUAGUCC
Messenger RNA from Protobothrops mucrosquamatus (brown spotted pit viper), 856 nucleotides. Its product is annotated as epithelial membrane protein 3-like. The record is from RefSeq and is a predicted model, not a curated record. Lineage: Eukaryota; Metazoa; Chordata; Lepidosauria; Squamata; Viperidae. Gene Ontology annotation, cellular component: plasma membrane. The transcript has 4 exons. The coding region runs from base 80 to 670 and encodes 196 amino acids.